This is a messenger RNA of Actinia tenebrosa (Australian red waratah sea anemone), 2380 nucleotides long. RefSeq lists its product as uncharacterized. The record is from RefSeq and is a predicted model, not a curated record. Lineage: Eukaryota; Metazoa; Cnidaria; Anthozoa; Actiniaria; Actiniidae.
AUGGCGACAUCUAAAGUUCUUCUCCUAGCGUUUUAUAUUCUCUUGGCUCACGCAAGGUUGACAAACGCAGACGAAAAAACUCCAGUGGAACUUUUAAAAGAUCUCAGGAAUCUCCAAAUCAAUGCAAUGAUUACAGAGGAAAAAGAAAAACUGCGUUUAAAUGCAUCGGAUAGUGUUGCUACAGCAGCUUUCUAUGAAACACGUAAAAGAGUUUUGGAAGCCGACAGUGAAAUCUUUGAAAUCAACGCUACCCCUUAUUCACCAUUUAAGGCAGAAAAGAGUGCUAAGAACCUUGGUUAUCUUGGCAGAGGUUACGAUGUAUUGUUUGGUAACCCUUUGGAUGAAGCUGGCCGAGUAGAUCCUGGUUUCCGCUUACAAGCAGUAGAACUGGGAUACUUUCAAAACAGAUUUUCUGAUGACGGUGAAUACCGUAUUCCUGAUAACGCUGAUAUCAUCAUGGAACCUAGUGCCCUGUUCUCCUCUACCUUCAAUGAAAUGAGAACCGAAAAUGACUAUAAGCAGCAACUUAGUGAAGAUGUUAAAACAACGGCUGGCUUUGGGUUUGGUGCGGGUUUCGUUAGUGUAUCAGGUGAAUUUUCUCAGAGCAAAAGUUACCAGAGUACCAAAGAAAGCAUCAAAAAAGGCGGGAAAGUCAACAUUGAUAUCAUUGGUCGAGCAAUAGCUUACAAGGCUUGGUUACAUACUCUUGGAGACAUGAAUGCAUCUGUUGCUUUACAAAAUACUAUCAAAGAUCUUCCUGCUCAGUGCCCUAAUCCUGAUAACGAUUUAUCAUCUUAUUAUCGAUUAAUUCAAAAAUUCGGAACCCAUUUUACGAGAGUCACGACCAUGGGAGCCAAGGCUGUCCAACGACUGACAAUGACCACUGAAGAGAGUAUGGAACUAAAGCACCAGGGAAUUAGCACCAAUCAAGUCGUGAGUGCAAGCGUUGGUUUCUCGGCGAAGGGUGUCAGUGCAAACGCCAACUUUGGACACGAAAAAAGCUCGAGCUCUGAUACUAAAGUUAGUGAUACCCUUAAGAAGAUGAACAUACAAAGAAGAGAGUUCUGUAUUGGUGGGGAGCCUCCGUCUUUGCCGUACUCGCAAAGAUAUUAUUAUUCUAUUAAAAUAGAUGGAGAAGAAAACGACGACCCCGGUAUUGGUAGUACCGAGUCUCUUCGUCAAUGGGGAAGAAGUGCCUUUGAAAGACCUGUCCCUAUUCAAUACCAGCUGCUGCCAAUCAUGGAAUUGUUUGAAAAGUCAUACCUACCUAAAGUCAACCAAGCCAAAAAAGUUAUUGACGACAAAAAGAAUUGUAUGAAGAUUGCCCUUAUGAAUUAUUGUUCCAAGGUUGCAUCCAAUUCGGGAGACUGUGUUUCUUAUGAUGAUGGUAGUAGUGAACCAAAUGCAAUACGCUAUGGGGACCUCAUUGCAAUACAGAAAGGAGUGAGUAAUGGCAAGGCUGAGUAUCUUGAUGUUCCAGAAAAUAACCCAGCGUUUGCUUUAGGAGAUAAACCAGACUACUUGAAGGUUAUGCCUGUUGAUCCAAAUGCUUACUGGAAAUACGGUAAUGCUCUUCAUUACGGAGAACCAUUUAACUUACUCAGUGAAUAUGGUGGACAGCAGAAAAUUGUUAGUUGCGGCUAUGGCAACAACAAACACUAUGCUAUUUUUAACUAUGGCAAGAAUGAUGACGUCAAAAUCACGUGCGAAGAACAAGGUUUCCCUGUUGGCAAAUGGACAACUGAAGAAAAAGAAAGUUGGUGUGGAAAGAAAGGCAAAGACAUUCUCGACAGAAAGAUGACAGUUAGAGAAUGCGAAGUGGACUGCGUAAAUAAACUACAGGACGAAUGUGUUGGCAUUCAAUAUAUUGAGUCAUAUCAGUAUUGCUCUUAUUGUAAAAAGACAGACGGAGUUAAACCAUACAAAUUCYAGCUUGAUACCUCACCGGUAUAUUUCUACGGAAGACUUGAUAAAAAAGGAGUAUUGCCACAACCGAAGCUGACUGUAACUCUAUAUUUGGCCUCUCCGACUGGCAAGAAAGAGGGAAGUAUUGUUAUGGAAAACGAUAAAGCCUAUAUAGGAGUUACAUCCUACGAAAGUAGAGAUACUUUGUAUGACGUUCGCCGUCCAGCUUUCCUUAAAGCUGUUGCAAAGGCGAUACAAGUACACCAGGACAACGGCAUACCCAAUACCAAACACAAUGAACUGAAAGAAUGUACAAAUCGCCCAAAAGAUACUCAUCUCGAGUGCUCAUUUUGGUUCRAGAUUCUAGCUACCCAGAAAAAUCUUCGAAUCUAUCCCAACGUACACUUUGAAAAAGAAAGCGAAUCUCCAGGGAAUUGAAGUAUUCGGUUGCAUAAAAUAACAUUGACCUAAUGCA